GCCUGGGAGACUUGAGAGAGGGAGGCUAGAAAGAAAGAGACAGUGGACGAAGUGAAGGAGAUAGAGAUACCAAGGAAUACAGUGCGCGAAAAGGAAAAGGCGGACUGGCGUGUAGAGAAGUGACUGCAGAGACAGAGGAGGGAGCAUAGAUUGAAAGAGAAAUUCUAUCAUUAAAAUGUGAGGGAGUGGCAUAGGACAUUAGCUGGAAUUCACAGAGCAAGUAGACCCCUCAAAUUAGCGAUAUAAUUGAUCAGUCGUAGGCAGCUGGAGCAUUCCCAUUGGCCAAAGAGGUGGAGCGAAUGUAACGGAGAGGUGAGGCUUUAAACCAAGACGCUCCGCGUACAUCUCUGGGGGCAGAAAGGAAGAGAGCCGUGGUAACUGCAAGAAUAAACCCACACACAGAUACACCAGUGUACUUACGGUCCCGAUUCCAGCCUGCGCCAUGGACUCGACAAUCUUCCAGAUCAUCAUCGACGAAUUUGACCCUAACUGCAGCCUAUUAGAUGCUCUCCAGGAUCAUUUCUACGAAACUGAACCUGUCCCUGUUGUUGAUCUGACUGGUGUUUAUUGCAACUCAACAACCGAUGAAAUAGGAACUUGCUGGCCGAGAACGACAGCGGGGCAGCUUGUGGCGCGACCUUGUCCUGAAUACUUCAAUGGAAUCAAGUACAAUACUACAAGAAGUGUAUACAGAGAAUGCACCAGAAAUGGAACAUGGGCUUCUAGAAUCAAUUACUCCCACUGCGAACCCAUCUUGAUGGAGCAAAAAACAUAUGAAGUCUAUGAAGUCCACUAUAAGAUUGUCCUCAUCAUCAACUAUCUGGGUCAUUCUAUCUCUACUGGAGUCCUAAUAAUCGCCUUUGUACUCUUCCUCUGUUUAAGGAGUAUUAGAUGCCUUCGGAAUAUCAUUCAUUGGAAUCUGAUAACCACUUUCAUUUUGAGGAAUAUUCUGUGGUUCCUGAUGCAAAUGAUUGAUGAAGAAAUACAUGAGAGAAAUGAGCCCUGGUGCCGUCUUGUCACAACAAUCUACAACUACUUUGUGGUGACUAAUUUCUUCUGGAUGUUUGUGGAGGGGUGCUAUCUCCAUACAGCUAUAGUGAUGACCUACUCCACAGACAAAAUGCGCAAGUGGAAAUUUCUGUUCAUUGGAUGGUGUAUCCCUUGUCCCAUCAUUGUAGCCUGGGUUAUAGGCAAACUUUAUUACGAAAAUGAAGAAUGUUGGUUUGGAGAAGUAGCGGGACAUCGUAUGGACUACAUCGUUCAGGGCCCAGUUGUACUGGUACUGCUGGUGAAUUUUAUCUUUCUCUUCAACAUUGUGAGGAUCCUGAUGACAAAAUUGAGGGCAUCAACCACAUCUGAGACAAUGCAGUAUAGGAAGGCAGUGAAGGCAAUUUUAGUUCUGUUACCCCUUCUCGGCAUCACCUACAUACUGUUCUUCAUUGAUCCAGGCAAGGAUGACAUCUCAUAUGUUGCUUUCCUCUACUUCAAUUCAUUUCUGCAGUCCUUUCAGGGUUUCUUUGUGUCAGUGUUUUACUGCUUCCUGAAUGGAGAGGUGCGCACGGCUGCUAGAAAGAGGUGGCAUCGAUGGCAAGACAACCACACUCUAAGAGUACGAGUUGCACGGGCUAUGUCCAUACCAACCUCACCCACAAGAAUCAGCUUUCAGAGCAUAAAGCAAACAGGUGUCUGACCCGACAAUACUGAGAAGCCUUCUUUUUGAAUUUUUCAUUGUUUUCCUUCAACCCUGAAGUGAUUUGUUUGUUUGUGGAUUGUUGUGCACAUUUAAAACACGUGAUGGUGAAUAAGAGAAACUAACAAUCCACGUCUCACUGCAAGUAAUCAAAGCUGGGGAGUCAGAGUGGAGCAGUCUGUAAUUUUCGUUCUAGCAUGCAGCUCAGAAAUGACCCAGGACAGCGAUUGAGGCUGCAUUAAUAGGGCAGCCCACUUAACGUAUUCCAUGGUCCGGCUCUAAAAGAGCUUGUCACAAUCUCAGGGCAAGAAUGAAGUCCAUUUGAAAGUUUUAUUCUACCAGGUUUUAUUUUGCAUCACUGAUCUCACGUGCUGAAAUCUGGUUCCCCACUGAAACAUCACCUUGAUUGGGCAACUGGGAAUCUAUAGUGCAGGGAGGAAAGGGAGGAAAUCUUAAUUCCUGAUGGCACCGAGAAGAAUGCUGAAGCUUGUUAAUAUUAAACCACUGAGAAAAAGCACUGAAAGAAUGACUAUCUUUUCUAAAGCCCAUGCAAUGCUGUCUGCUGGACAGUGCAUACCAAGUGGAAAAAGGACACCACAUCUGUCAAAUGAUAUGAGAGAGAGAUCUGUUUGUCAAAGAAUUUGUGUUAAAGACAGAAGAAACUGAAAAUGGAAGAGUUAAUCAUUUCCAUGAACUAGAGGGAGCAAUGCAUGAACAGUGUGAGCGGCAACAUCUUGCUCAAACAAUUUUACUGAAAGAAGACAAUUUCUAUGCUAUUUCAUUGGUAUUAUUUUGAUUAAUGAAUUAUUGCAGACCAUGGCUGGUUACUAUUCAAUUAACCACCUUGAGGUCAUAUGGGGAGUUGCUGUAUUGAUAUUUCCCUCUGUUCAGAGACCCAGGCUCUUGGAAUACCUAACUACAACCCUUUAUUUAACACUAUGGUCAAUGCUGAAACAGAAAUCGUUGACUAUGUGGAACCCAUCCAGAGUCUGUGUAAUUGGUGUUCAGACCUAACCAGAAUGUCUAGACCCUGAUUACCAGCAGCAUGGAGCAACCACAUCAAAGGGGAUACCUGUUAUUGGCAGCUAACUAGAUACAAAAAGAUACAUGAAUCACCUAGGUAUAAAGGGUACCUGCUGUACAGCCAUUCCCCAAACAAGGUGACUGUGAUAGAGGCAGUUCACGCCUUACAGAACAUUUAACGUGAGAUGCUUUUUUUUACAUUUGAGGUUUAGUGUCACGCUCUUUUAAUGAAGUAGACCCCAUGCAGUUAAGCAGUGCUACAUGUUAAAAGUGGCUUGUUAUAUACAAAGUUAACAAUUGUAACAAUAUUUAUAUCAAAACAUGCCAUGACAUUUAGGCAUAUAAAUUUAUAUUUUCAUGUAUGUUCCUAAGUUUAAGAUGGAGUGCACUAGGAUCACGGCACAUUAAGGCAUGCUCCACUGCCAUCCACACUUUACAAAUCCAGUAAUCCACAUGGAAAUCAGCAAUUCCUAUUGAAGCUAAUUUAAGACAAAGUGUGACUUUGAAACUGCAAGUGCUAUCUUGCUGCAUCCUGACUGUGUUCAGAUUAGAACUCCAACUUUUCUCCUAACUCUCACAGGAUUUCAAGUUAUGAAAUCACGUUCACUUAGCCUUCCCAUGUUCCUCCAGCCUAAGGGCAAAUUAAUCUGAAUUUAGUUGUUCUUUCUACUUUGAAAUGUAGUUUCCUUCCAGGGUAGAUGAGGGACAUUGGCCUGGAAAUUCAUCAACAUCUUUAAACCCACACUGAAAGGUAGUUGUACGGUGCACAAAUGAAAAUAUGUUGAUUCUGAGACCAAAGCCAAGUUGUGGGGGAGGAAUAAAACAGAAAGUGGCGGAAACAGUCAGCAGGUCAGGCAGCAUCUGUGGAAAGAAACAGAGUUAACAUUUCAGGGCAAAGACCCUUCAUCUGUUUCCUUUUCCAGAGAUGCUCCCAGACCUGCCAUGUAUUUCCAGCAUGUUCUAUUUUUGUAUCAGCAUUCCAGCAUCUUCCAUUGUUUGGCUUUCAGUGGGUUAGAGUGGGUUGCAGUCCAGACCUGGGGGAGAUUUGAAAAUGGGGAGAUGCAUGAGGAAUGCAUGGGGAAUUGGGAGAUCAAAUGAAAUGCAUGAAGAUUAAGAGCCAGGAGCAAAACAAGGAUUAUGUAAUUGGUGCCAAAUGAUUGUGAACUUUGGUGGGGUGGUUGGGAGAUCAUGGGGGUGAUAGGGCCUGGAGAGAACAGAUUAGUUUUUCAAACCAAGGGCCCCAUUUAGGUUGGGUUCCCAGCUCUGGGCUUGUACCUGCCCUAAGAGGCCUCCGCCAAGCUGCAUUGCUGUAAAGGAUUGCAUUCUGAAAACCUCAUUGUUCCAAUGACUUGCACACCUCAAAGCAAUCUGAUGUCACCCUGUGUGUAACCAAUGGGGAAUUGUGUCAGACCCACAAGGUGAUUUGUGGCCAGGAAUGCACAGGCAAAUUCCCAGUGUGGCACAAUGUAACUGAUCACAUUCCACUGUAGAAAUAAGUGACAUUUAAACACAUAGUACUGAAAAUGUGUCCAAAUUUCUGGGCCACCAUUCCAAUACAUAUGACCAUGGUGUACCUGACCAGAGAGUGAUUAAUUGAUCAUCAAUUAAGUGGGAAAUAGUUUCAUUCUCCAGCACCAAGUCAUAAAAGCACAAAGUUAUAUCCCCUGAAAUAUUAUUCGGUACCCCUGACUAGGUUAUGAGAUGGAUAAAGGUCGUUUGUACCUCAGAUCAGUAUCUUCACCCAGCCACAUGAAAUUAACAUUUUAUGGAUUGUAUCUCAGCAAGUUAAUCUCCUGAAGGCAAUUCCUGUAUUAAUCCAUGAUCCUCCAAGAAAAUCAAAUGCAAUUUCGCAAUGUUCACCUCCAGCUCCGCCAUCCCACUACCCCAUUCUGCCUCUCAAAUCCUCUUCAUACGAAUCACCUAUAUUGUGUUUCAGUCCUGGCCAAGUAACACAGGACUCAUUGUGUCCCACAGUGCAUCUCAUCACUGCCAUCUGUCCCUAUCCAUAUCACCUCCAGUUACAUUCCCAGAGAAAUCUUUAUCCAGCUUCCUUUGAAAGGAGUUAAUAACACAACCUCAAAUGCUUCUGACUGUGAGUCUGAUUCAAAAAAGCUGCUACUUUGCGCAAAAGAAGGCCAGAUUUCCUCGGAGCUUCUCCCAGCCUCCUAUUCUGUCUUUGCCAGAAGCCCAUUUACACAGGAAUGUGGAGUUUUGAUCCCACUUCAAGAGGAGUUAAGGCAAAAGAGUGAAAGCAGCUCCAUGGAAAUUCCCAGACAGUUUCUUUGAACCUUGCUUAUUUUAAAACUGUAUCCUGUGGUUCUAUGUCGAUAAAGUCAAGUUACUCAGUGCAGUUGUGUUUCUGAGAGAUAUGAUUUGUACAAACCAUUCGUUGUGUAAUUUUGAUUUUAUCCUAAUUAUAUGAGAUUGGGGAAGAAAGAAGGUUGGCAAUCUUAUGAAACAGAUGUAUAUUUUUGGUUGUAAUAUAUGUGCAAAAUUUAUAUGUAAAUCAUAUAAAAGUAUAAAGUAUUUGAAAAUUCAG
Molecule: messenger RNA, 5252 nt
Organism: Pristis pectinata (smalltooth sawfish)
Lineage: Eukaryota; Metazoa; Chordata; Chondrichthyes; Rhinopristiformes; Pristidae
Gene: crhr2
Product: corticotropin-releasing factor receptor 2
Exons: 12
Coding region: 443-1690 (415 amino acids)
Biological process (GO): adenylate cyclase-modulating G protein-coupled receptor signaling pathway; long-term synaptic potentiation; cell surface receptor signaling pathway
Cellular component (GO): plasma membrane; dendrite; axon terminus
Molecular function (GO): corticotrophin-releasing factor receptor activity; corticotropin-releasing hormone receptor activity; peptide hormone binding
Source: RefSeq, a predicted model, not a curated record